AUCGUCGAUGUACAUGAAAGUUAGACCACGUGUUUGGAUGUCAUCGACCGAUUUUGUGGAUACUGUAAUCAAGAAGACCGGAUGUGUAGAAGGGUUGUGAUCCGGUUGCAUUCCCUUACACACAGAAUUACAUCAUUUGGGGAAAAUGGAGGGAAUAUUUCUUUUCUUGUUUCUCCUCCUGUGCAGCAGUAUAGAAGACGCUGUGUCACAGAGUAACAGAAUAGUUACAUUUUUUGACAAGAAUACAGAGGAAGAAUUGAGAAUAUUCAGACAAAGCGUCAAAGAUGAGGAUUUUUACUAUUUAGAAGUCGAUUUCAAUGACAGUCUAGCAGUAGGAAAAGCAGUCGAUGAUGAAGUUUUAAAGAGAAAUUGGCUACUGGGCAUCAUAGCUGUAACUCGCACCUGCCAUUUACCUACCCUUCAGUCGUAUGCUGAUUACCACGAUUUGGCGUUUUUGUUCGUUGGUCCUUUGUGCAGCUUGAAGUCCGAAUUAACAGGAUCAUACCAUUUGUUUAUGAGGCCAGCAUUUGUUGGGGGUCUUGUGGAUGUAAUGUUUCACAAGCAGUGGGAAAAGGUUUACUAUUUUUACGAUUCCGAUGAAGGCUUGCUGGAAUUUCAGCAACUGUUAAACGAAAUUCAUAUCCAGGAGUUGAGGUUCGAUCUGAUUGUAUUGCGUGUUCGUCAUUUGGAUGACUGUUAUAAGAAAAUAAAACAGGUAUAUAACAAGGAAAUGGGAAGUAUUCGGGUUCUACUGCAUUUAAACCUCAAGGACAGUCAGGCAGUAAUGUCCAGAUUGAAAGAAGAUACAAAGAUUAAUAAUUUUCGAUUUCAUAUUCUUUUGUCUAAUUUGGGAUUGUACAACAUGAACGCAACCAUUCAUUCACAAGGUCUCAACAUCACCGGAUUCAGACUGGAUGUUGAUCAUAAUAAUACAGAUUACCAGGUAUUGGUGACUGAUACUGUGGAUUUCGUGAGAAAUGUUCUCCAUAAAAUGGACCUAGACGUAACAAAUAGAGAGGAUACGCUUAAAAAAAGAAAAGAACUCAAAGCAGCGCUUCAGAAGGUGACAAUACUUGACGAGGAUGGGAUCAGAACUAAUUUUACUCUACGCGUUUUUGAGACUUUGGUUACAAGGCAAUGUUUACAGAUCGGGAAGUGGAUAUCUAGUGAGGAGAUAGGUGCACGUUUAGAAAUGCUGAACACGUCCCAGAUAAAGGUGCAGAAACAUCCAACAAAGAAAAAUGAUAUUAAAGUUUCCACUCAUCAAGAGCGGAUCAUUACUACUAUAGAUGAUCCACCAUAUGUUUUCAUCAAAAAAGAAUACGAAGACGAAGUGAAACAAAUGAAAGCUAAGGGAGAAAGAGUGUGUGGGAACUCAUUCUUCGAAGGCUUUUGUAUUGAUUUAGCAGAGAAAGUGACUGAAAUCCUUAAUAUUACAAACUAUACUAUAUGUAUAGUUCAAGACGGUCAGUAUGGAUCCAUCCAGCCAAAUCAGACCUGGAAUGGAAUGAUCGGGGAAGUUAUGCAAAAGAAAGCUGACAUGGCUGUUGCACCAAUAACAAUUUCUUCUACUCGGGAAAGAGUUGUUGAUUUUACGAAACCUUACAUGAGCCUGGGAAUCAGUAUUAUGAUCAAGAAACCAGCCGAUGAAGGCGCACACAUAUUUUCCUUUAUGGACCCUUUAUCCUCGGAGAUCUGGAUGUGCAUCUUGUUUGCCUAUGUGGGAGUGAGUGUUGUUCUGUUCUUAGUCAGUAGAUUCAGUCCUUCUGAAUGGCAUGUUGAUGAUAAGAACAUUACAAACGACUUUACAAUAUCGAACAGUCUUUGGUACUCACUCGGUGCCUUCAUGCAACAAGGAUGUGAUAUUUCUCCAAAGGCCAUUUCAGGGAGGAUUGUAGGAAGUGUAUGGUGGUUUUUCACUUUAAUUAUUAUAUCAUCAUAUACUGCAAAUCUCGCUGCUUUUCUCACUGUGGAUAGAAUGAAUACACCCAUUAGUUCUGUAGAGGACCUGGCUAAGCAAACAAAAAUCCAAUAUGGAUGUCUGAAAGAGGGCGCUACAUACGAAUUUUUUAAAAAAUCAAAGUUUGCUUUAUACGAGAGAAUGUAUGCCUAUAUGACGUCAGCAGAAAACGUGUUUGUAGAAAAGAACAGUCAGGGGUUCGAAAAAGUUAGGAAUUCCAAUGGAAAGAAAUACGCAUUUCUUGUAGAAUCCACAACAAAUGAAUAUAUCAAUACUCAAAAGCCUUGUAAUACCAUGAAAGUAGGUUCUAAUCUAGAUUCUAAAGGAUAUGGAAUAGCUACACCAGUCGAUUCAGAACUCAGAGAUCCACUGACAUUGGCUGUACUUCAACUCCGAGAGAACGGAGAAUUAGAUCGCCUCAAAAAGAAGUGGUGGUACGAGAAAUCUCAGUGUGAUCAAGACACGGAAAAGGAUGCAUCACAAGCGGAACUGACUUUAGAGAAUGUGGCGGGAAUUUUCUAUAUCCUGUCUUGCGGACUAACAUUAUCUGUUGUUAUUGCUGCCAUCGAAUUCUUGUAUAAAUCUGUUGUUGAUUCUAAAAAGGCAAAGACAUCCUUUGGUUCUAUGGUGCGAUGUAAGGCUAGAUUAUCAUUCCGAGGGUCGCUGGAUGAUAGUUCUCUACCUAACUCACCACAAAAGAAACCAACAGCCACGUACACCUAUACUGGCCCUGUACAAGUUCCGGAGUACGAACCGUAUCCUGAAAAUAAUACUCACACUCAGGUGUAAAACGUCACACGUAUGUAAUAUUAGCCAGUGCUCUCUCUGAAAUAGACAAAAGACAAUUUGUGAGAGAUAAUUUUUUACCACGAAAGAAAGAGGCGUGUUUCUGUGUUCGUUGUAACAUGAAAUAAAAGUGUGUUUCAAUAUGUUGAAUAAAAGUGUGUACUAUAUCGGUAUGAAACGUAUAGAAAUUAUCUUUUUAUUAAUUAAAAUGGGGUUUACAUUUGAUUAUUGCCUUAUAAAAGAAAAUCAUUCGAAUAUUAUUUAUCUAUGUUAAUAACAAAUUGAAUGUUUGAACAAUUCUACUCAUUCAAAAAAUCUUUACUGAAUUUCCAGUAUCGAAAUGUUCUUGAUUAAAAUGUGUAAAAAUUUAAAAA
This is a messenger RNA of Saccostrea cuccullata (small rock oyster), 3120 nucleotides long. RefSeq names its product glutamate receptor-like. The record is from RefSeq and is a predicted model, not a curated record. NCBI's taxonomy places the organism in Eukaryota, Metazoa, Mollusca, Bivalvia, Ostreida, Ostreidae. Gene Ontology annotation, molecular function: glutamate receptor activity; transmitter-gated monoatomic ion channel activity involved in regulation of postsynaptic membrane potential. Gene Ontology annotation, biological process: modulation of chemical synaptic transmission; monoatomic ion transport; synaptic transmission, glutamatergic. The transcript is spliced from 17 exons. Gene Ontology annotation, cellular component: postsynaptic density membrane; plasma membrane. Bases 146 to 2749 code for a protein of 867 amino acids.